CGUGAUUUCAAAACAUCCGCACAACAAGUGUUGCUUGGCACGACGGUUUUGACUAAAUACAACAACAAAACCUAUCGCAUCGAUGAAAUCACCUUCGAUAUCAAACCGAGGGACACAUUCAAAAUGCGCGAAGAAGAUGUUUCGUACAUCGACUAUUAUAAGAAAAAAUACAACAUCGAAAUUCGAGACCAAAAUCAACCGAUGUUGCUUUCCAAUUUGAAAGAGAAAGAUAGACGUGGCGGUUUGUCCGAAGUAUUGCUAGUUCCUGAGCUGUGCUACGCAACCGGUCUGACCGAAGAAAUGCGAUCGAAUUUCAAAACAAUGCGUGACAUGGCUCAAUACACAAAAGUGGCACCUGCCGGACGUAUUGAUCGUUUGUUGAAAUUCAAUCAACGAUUGAACCAAACACCGGCCAGCUCCCAACAUCUUGCCGAUUGGAGCCUUGGUUUGGAACCAGAAUUGGUCAAAAUUCCAGCUCGAAUUUUACCAUAUCCAAAAAUUUUGUUUGGCAACAACAAGACGGUGCAAACCAAUGUCCGUGCCGAUUGGCAAAGCGAAUUUCGCAACAAUUCAAUGGCUCACUGCGUCGAAUUGAAGCGUUGGUAUAUAAUAACACCAAGUCGCUGUCGAAAGGAAGCUGAAGACUUCGUAAAGGCUUUACAGCGUGCUGGCAGUGGAAUGCGUUUCAACAUUGGAAAUCCUCGAAUCGAAGAAUUGUCGACUGAUACACAAACAGCGAUUUCCUCAAAGAUUGGUGAAUUGGCCAACCAAAAUCCGCAACUCAUAAUGUGUGUUGUAUCAAACAAUCAAGGUGAUCGCUAUGCAACAAUCAAGAAACGUUGCUACUUGGACUAUGGUUUGCCAAGUCAGGUGAUGGUAGCCAAAACCAUCACACCCAAAGACAAAACCAAGGGUAUUUCGGGAUUGUUGUCGGUUGCAACAAAAGUAGCCAUUCAGAUGAAUGCUAAGCUUGGAGGACUACCAUGGUUAAUUGAAGUGCCGAUCUCUGGCCUCAUGACGGUUGGUUAUGAUGUAUGUCAUGACCCAAAAAAUAAGAAAUACUCAUGGGGUGCAAUGGUGGCUACCAUGGAUCUGAAAAAUCAAAACAAUGAAUUUUUCAGCGCUGUCAAUCGUCAUGAAAGCGGUGAAGAAUUGUCCAACUUUUUGGGCUUUCAAAUUGUUGCGGCCGUGAAACAAUUCCAAGAAAUCAACGGAGCUUUGCCAGCCAAAAUUAUGUUCUUCCGCGAUGGAGUUGGCGAUGGUCAAAUUCGUUACGUUUUGGAAAACGAAUUGGUUAACAUUAAAAAGGCACUAAAAGAGGUUUACGAACGUCUUGGCCAAGGUGAACCACCAUUCCUUUAUAUGAUCGUCACAAAACGCAUCAAUACACGCAUUUUCUUCGAUCGUAAAAAUCCGGAUCCUGGCACAUGUGUAGAUGACAUCAUAACAUUGCCUGAGCGCUAUGAUUUCUUCCUGAUUCCACAAUCGGUACGUGAAGGAACUGUUACGCCAACAGGCUUCAAUGUCAUCCAUGACACAUUCGGUUUGCCACCAGAUCGCUUGCAAAUGUUGACAUUCCGCUUCACAUACUUCUAUUUCAAUUGGAGUGGUACUGUACGGGUUCCAGCUUUGUGUCAAUAUGCACAUAAAUUGAUAUCUUAUAGUUUUAUCUAA
This is a messenger RNA of Contarinia nasturtii (swede midge), 1674 nucleotides long. Its product is annotated as protein aubergine-like. Gene Ontology annotation, molecular function: piRNA binding; protein binding. The transcript has 10 exons. Gene Ontology annotation, biological process: regulatory ncRNA-mediated gene silencing. The record is from RefSeq and is a predicted model, not a curated record. The annotation marks the transcript as partial. Gene Ontology annotation, cellular component: P granule. NCBI's taxonomy places the organism in Eukaryota, Metazoa, Arthropoda, Insecta, Diptera, Cecidomyiidae.